UCCCCCAACGAACCACCACCAGUUAUUUUCCACUCUUCACUCUACUCACCCCCACUCUUCGGCUCUUUAUACCCAUCGCCGGAAAACUCGUACCCCACCGAAAUGAUGCGUUUCCGGCUCUCUCUUCUCCCUCUCCUCGUCCUCCUCUGCUCACCUUACUCCGCCGCCGCCGCCGCCACCGCACGGAAACACACUUCACAGCACAACCCAGCAUCAACUCUCGUCCGUUCAUCAUGUCGCCACGCCACCUACCCCAAAAUCUGCCUCCGCACACUCUCCGACUACGCGGGCCCCGCCAAGACCCCCCGCGACCUCGCCCAGGCGUCCGUGAGUGUCAGCCUUGCCCGCGCCCGCCGCGUCUCCGGCUUCCUCGCCCAACUCUCCGCCAACUUCCUGGGGACGAAGAGGCAGCGCUCGGCGAUAGGCGACUGCGUGGACCUGAUGUCGUCGUCGGUGGACGAGCUGAGCGAGACGCUAGGCGAGCUGCAGCACCUCCGGGAGGAGACGUUUCGGUUCCAGAUGAGCAACGCCCAGACGUGGCUCAGCGCCGCUCUCACGGACGACGACACGUGUCUCGACGGGAUUCAGGAGGCGGAUGUGAAGGCCAAGGCCGCGGAUGUGAAGCGGAAGAUUAAGAAUGCGGCUAGGGUUACGAGCAACGCGCUUUACCUGAUCAAUCGCCUUGACGAGAUCCGCGGACGGCCCAGAUCUAGACCUUGAUGAAGAUCGGGAUGAUGGACGGCUGUGAUUCUGUCAGUAUAGGUCUCAGUGUCAGUCCAUGCCGGUGAUGGCGUCGUACUUUCUUUUUAGUGUCUAUCUUUUCGGGUUUUUUUUUUGUAAAAUCUUUGUUCAAGUUGUUAACGAGUAUAGUAAUGAUGCUUACAUAUGUAAUAUAAAAUCUUUUAUUA
This is a messenger RNA of Pyrus x bretschneideri (Chinese white pear), 908 nucleotides long. Its product is annotated as pectinesterase inhibitor 3-like. Gene Ontology annotation, molecular function: enzyme inhibitor activity. Bases 103 to 720 code for a protein of 205 amino acids. The transcript has a single exon. The record is from RefSeq and is a predicted model, not a curated record. NCBI's taxonomy places the organism in Eukaryota, Viridiplantae, Streptophyta, Magnoliopsida, Rosales, Rosaceae. Gene Ontology annotation, biological process: negative regulation of catalytic activity.